AGAUCAUCGUCCUCGAGCUCGCCAGGCCGCAUCGAUGCGACGCACCCUCCGACAGAUUUUUGCGCGCAACACACAGCUAAUGUGUGCCUUUAGGUGAAUUUGUGCGCCUCUCUGCGCCUUGUUGCCAUCCAUCCCGACUCCCUUGGUCUUGUUGCAGAGGUCGACAGCCCCUCGGCGAACUUUCUAACCCCGCGGUUGGCGUGCUGCGAGUCAGGGCAGCCCUAGAGGCAAACACAACUCCCACAACAGCAGCAGCAGCAGUAACCCCUCGAACAACAUUUUCCUCGACACCAUGGCCAUGGCGGACGCCAUUCCUCCUGCGCCGACGAGAGCAUUGCCUCCAAUUCCGACCGACGCCGCCAACGGGCGACCCGACAGCUCUUUCGAGACCAGGCGAUCAAGCCGCUCCAGCACCGACAGUCGGACACCAUCUCUCAGGCGGAAGCCGGUGCCCGGUACCACGCCGUCCGGCAUCCCCUCCUUCAGCAUUGACGAACAUGAGGACACGACAGCAGGCGCUCGUGAAUCCAUGCAGUCUGCGUCGUCGGUGGUGCCCAGUUCCACCGGUCAUUCGCGGACACCCUCGAGAGAAACGCCGGACAUCGCAGCAGGAGGCAUCGAGCCCAUAACGCGAGACAUUCCUAUCCGGCAGCUGAACAUCAGCGAUAACUCCUACAAUGCCAGGUAUUCAUCUGUAGCAGAAAUGGACGUUGCAAACAUACCCGAGGAAGACGACCCAGCCAGAUAUUCUCCUGACUCUGCCUACGACCAGCCUGCGUACCAAGUGCUCCCCCCACGUCAAUCUUCCAUGCCGCGCGGUGCGGCCUAUUCUCCCGAAGCCGGCUCGCGGCACUCUUCCCAGAGCGACAACAGCGGGGGACAGAACAACUUUAACUUUGGCUUUGAGGCCAACUCACCUCUGCAGGUUCCUCGCACGUCGCUUCCGCGGCCCAGCUCUGCAUACACACUAGGCAGCGAGCUCAAUGCUCAAAAUCGACACUCACCACGCUUGUCGGUGGGAGGUGGUUCGGCGUCCCCAACGUCUAAUGGCUCCCAGGCCAAUUACGCUAGGCAGCUGGCCGCCAGUCGCAGGUCACCCGAUAACAGACCGGUGUCAUACGUUGACCUUUUGAACCUCCCUUACAACCAGCAAAUUGCACCAGCUGCGAACAUAGGAAAUGCGCAGCUUCGUGGUGCUGUUGGUGCAAAUGCAUCGCUGCUGGAUUCGAAGAAGACACUCGAUAUGUACAGAGCAAAUGUAAAGAAGACGCAAGACAGUGCGGUGCAGUACGAGUUUGCUUUGUUUAUGGUGCAGGUCGCACGUGAAAUCAUGGCAGCGGACCCUUCCGUUGACGACCAGGGGUUAGCAUCCCCGGAGCUGCUCCGAGAGGCACGGCAGAUCCUCCAGAAACUUGCAGAUCGCAGCUACCCGUUCGCGCAAUACUAUCUUGCAGAUGGAUAUGCAUCGGGCUUAUUCAAUAAGGAUAAGCCUGAUUAUGAUCGCGCAUUUCCACUUUUCGUGGCGGCCAGCAAGCACGGGCAUGCGGAGUCGGGGUACCGCGCUGCGCUUUGUUACGAGUUCGGGUGGGGGUGCCGGAAGGACUACGCCAAAGCUGCGCAAUUCUAUCGCGCUGCAGCGUCGAAAAACCAUCCUGGUGCUGCCGCGCGCCUAGGAAAGGCAUGCUUAACUGGAGAUAUGGGUCUGCUGAACAAAUACCGAGAGGGCGUCAAGUGGCUCAAACGAGCAACCGAAUCGGCUGACCAUCAGUACAACAACGCUCCGUACGAAUUGGGCCUUUUACACGAGACGGGUUACGGCGACGACAUAUUCAAGGAUGAGGUCUAUGCGGUCCAGCUGUUUACACAGGCCGCAGAGCUUGGGCAUGCACAAGCUGCGUUAAGAUUGGGCGAAUGCUACGAACACGGCCAACUUCGCUGCCCCAAGGAUGCCGCUCUGUCGGUGCACUACUACAACUGCGCUGCGCAAGCCGAUAUACCAGAAGCGAUGAUGAACCUGUGUGCGUGGUAUAUGGUCGGCGCCGAACCUGUGCUGGAGAAAGACGAAAAUGAAGCAUACGAGUGGGCCAAGAGAGCAGCAGAGCACGGUCUUCCUAAAGCUGAGUAUGCCUGCGGCUAUUUCACAGAAAUGGGCAUUGGGUGCCGCCGCGACCCCCUCGAAGCCAACGUCUGGUACGUCAAAGCCGCCGACCACGGCGACGAGCGGGCCAAGCAGCGACUCGCCAUCAUCCAGGCCGCCGCCUCGGGGCAAACGCAUGUUCCAGCGAACGACAAAAGCAACAAACUCAAAAAGGGAGGCAAGGACGACAAGGAUUGCUUGGUUAUGUGAGUGAGCAGUUGGAGACAGGCAUUGUUUGGGCGUUGCUUCUCGCUUUUCCGCAUCCACAUUGGCAUUGGGGGCCUUUAUCUACCAUCUUGACUAAUCUUCGGCGGGUCCCGUCGUACGUUUUUCUUUUCUCUUCUACUUUCGGGGUCGAAUUUGGCGGCAUUUUGGCGAUAUGGAGGUUUUGCAUGGUACUUGUUUUCUGGUGGGACCGGUUCGAUCAAUGGCAUUGUUACCACCGGGACGGCCCUGGAGGACAGGCGUCUGCAUCAUUGUUUGUUUGUAUGUGAGGCCUGGAUACCCGGCUGGCUAGCGAGUUAAUAGCGUAAUGAGUUGGAGACGAAUCGAUGGCGUCUGUUG
This is a messenger RNA of Paraphaeosphaeria sporulosa, 2701 nucleotides long. Its product is annotated as HCP-like protein. Gene Ontology annotation, molecular function: protein binding. The transcript has 2 exons. Lineage: Eukaryota; Fungi; Ascomycota; Dothideomycetes; Pleosporales; Didymosphaeriaceae. The record is from RefSeq and is a predicted model, not a curated record. The coding region runs from base 293 to 2347 and encodes 684 amino acids.